GUUUCACAAUAGACGUUUAUACACCAUUCGAUAGAGAAUUUCAAGAGCUACAUUUUGCACUAUUUGUAUUUCAAGAUAGAUAAAAUCGACUUUUUGGCCUAAUGUCCGCUUAGUUGCCCACUGUGUCAUGUGAGUUAUACUGUUAUUGUGUAUGCACAGUUUCCCCCCUCUGUCACUCAUCCGUAAAAAUUCAUCCACUACUUACAAUACUAGCCUUCAACAGAUAGUUUGACAUGUCUACACAUUGGAUCACAGAAGAAUUAUCACACAUUAACUUGUAUUAAAUUAGACUUCAAGAACAAGGUUUUACUUUUUCAGCAUUUUCUUUCACAAGUGUCGUGUGUAAAUUAUGUCAAGAAGAUAAUUCUGGACUUAUUCUGCCCAUUAUUACUCAAUAUCAUCAUAAAACACCGAAAAUAAUUCUGAAGAAUUUGAAAAACAUCACUUACAAGAGCUUUGAAGAUGCUGAAUUCAAAAUAACGGACGUUGCAGGAGAAAUAGUGGAUUAUCGCAAAACAUCAGCGAUAAUGAUCAGCAAAUAUACAGAUACAAUGGCUGUCGUUAAAUUAGAUAAUCAGAAUAAGUAUUAUUUAUUCAAAACAAAUCCAUUUACUCAAUCAGUUCCAUGCACAAAUGCAGAUAUUGGAGAUUUAUUUGCAACGUCAGCGAAAAUAAUUGUAAUUUUCGGCAAAAUCGAAAAUGAUAUGCUGAAUUCGUUGUUACCUGGUUCGACCUUCUAUCGUCCCUUAGAAAUAGUAGCAUGUGAUACAGGAACGGUUCCUAUAUUGCACGAUGCCAAAAUACAAUCAAGAGUAAAUCCAGGUGAAAAGCAAUCCAAUCAUUUACAAGACAGCUCAUUUCAACUGGUUAUUAAUCAUAAACAAACUUCUGUCAUGCAUGUUAGCAAUUUAGCUUUAACGUUACCGAGUUGCACAACUCCAACUGAAGCGGCUCAGAAACGAUCAAUAACAGUAUCUAGCAAUUCAGAUGAAAUUAAGACAAGACUUAAUUUGCCAGUCAUCAGUCUUCAAGAUCAAACCUUGACCAAACAAGAACCCCCUGUUAUGCCUCGUAUGAGCCACAUUAAGAAUAUUUGUAUUAUUAAACCUGUUACUGCUUCUCCACUAUCCGUCCAAUUAUUAAACGGUCAAACUGGUUCAAUACUACAAACCGCUCAAGUUAUUCAAAAAACGAAAAUUGAAGGCACACCGUCCCUGAUUGGCUCACGAACUGUUUUUCAGUCAUAA
Didymodactylos carnosus is the source of this 1247-nucleotide messenger RNA. The record is from the annotation of a GenBank genome assembly. Lineage: Eukaryota; Metazoa; Rotifera; Eurotatoria; Philodinida; Philodinidae.